AUGAAUAUCAUCAAGUUGCAGAGAAAAUUCCCCAUUUUAACCCAGGAAGAUAUCUUUGGGACGAUCGAAAAGUUCAGAGAAAUUGAUCUCGAAGACAAUGGGUGGGUGGAAAAGGGCCAGGUGUUAGCAGCAGUAUCGAAAUCCGGAGAGGCGUCGUACGAUGAAGCGCGUGAAACACUAAAACAAGUGGGAGUCGACGCAUCUGGGCGUGUAGAAUUAGACGACUAUGUGGAGCUGAUUGCCAAAUUGAAGGACGCUCACGCUGGCCCUCCUCCGCCAACGACAUUUCAAAGCGGCAGCGGCGCCAAGUCCCCAAGCAACAUUCCAGUUACGCCGACAUUUGCCGGGUUGCAACACAAGGGAACUGGUGCCCAAGCCAAGAUUAUUGUCGGUGGUUCGACGACAGGAACCACUCACACCAUCAACGAAGAAGAACGGACAGAAUUCACCAAGCACAUUAAUAGCGUCUUGGCUGGGGAUGCCGAUAUUGGUCACAAGUUACCCUUUGCUACGGAUACUUUCCAAUUGUUUGACGAGUGUAGAGACGGUUUGGUAUUGUCUAAGCUAAUUAACGAUUCUGUUCCCGAUACAAUCGACACUAGAGUGUUGAAUUGGCCCAAGAAUGGGAAAAGACUAAACAACUUUACUGCAAGUGAAAAUGCCAACAUUGUCAUCAAUUCGGCCAAAGCGAUUGGCUGUAUUGUUGUCAAUGUGCACUCCGAAGACAUUAUCGAGGGUAAAGAGCAUUUAAUUUUGGGUCUUAUCUGGCAAGUUAUUCGCCGUGGUUUGCUCAGCAAAAUUGACAUCAAACAUCACCCAGAACUAUACCGGUUGUUGGAAGAUGACGAAACUUUAGAACAAUUUCUAAGAUUACCUCCGGAGCAAAUCCUUCUACGCUGGUUUAACUAUCAUUUGAAACAAGCUGGAUGGGAGAGAAGAGUUACUAAUUUCUCCAAAGAUGUUUCAGAUGGGGAGAACUACACUGUACUACUGAACCAAUUAGCGCCCGAAUUGUGCUCUCGCGCUCCUCUACAAACUUCCGAUUUGUUAGCUAGAGCAGAACAAGUCUUGCAAAAUGCCGAGAAAUUGGAGUGCAGAAAGUACUUAACUCCAACCGCUUUGGUUGCAGGAAAUUCAAAGUUGAACUUGGCGUUUGUGGCUCACCUAUUCAACACUCACCCAGGCCUACAGCCUAUUGAAGAAUCCGAAAAACCUGAGAUAGAAGAGUUUGAUGCAGAAGGCGAAAGAGAGGCCAGAGUCUUUACUCUAUGGCUCAAUUCUUUGGAUGUGGAUCCUGCCGUGGUAUCAUUAUUCGAAGAUUUGAAGGAUGGUUUGGUAUUGUUACAAGCCUAUGAAAAGGUGAUGCCGGGCGCUGUAGAACAAAGAACCGUCAACAAACGUCCUGCAUCGGGAAGCGAGCUAUCGAGGUUCAAAGCUCUGGAAAAUACCAAUUAUGCCGUGGAUCUCGGUAAGUCAAGGGGAUUUUCCCUGGUUGGUAUAGAAGGGUCGGACAUCGUGGACGGUAACAAGUUGCUAACUUUGGGCUUGGUAUGGCAAUUAAUGAGAAGAAAUAUUGUCAACACGAUGAAAACAUUAGCUGCAAACGGUAAAGAGCUGAGCGAUUCUCAAAUCUUGAAAUGGGCCCAGGAGCAGGUGACGAAGGGCAACAAGACGUCGCGCGUCAGAUCGUUCAGCGAUCCUGCAUUAUCCAAUGGCCAUUUCUUGCUGGAUGUGCUGAAUGGUAUUGCCCCCGGUUACGUUGACUACGAUCUGGUGACUCUCGGCAAUACCGAUGAAGACAAAUAUGCUAAUGCCAGAUUGGCUAUUUCCAUUGCUAGAAAAUUGGGUGCGUUAAUUUGGCUUGUUCCUGAAGACAUUAACGAGGUCCGUUCAAGAUUGAUUUUAACAUUCGUUGCUUCCUUGAUGGCUUUGAAACAAUAA
Molecule: messenger RNA, 1941 nt
Organism: Lachancea dasiensis
Lineage: Eukaryota; Fungi; Ascomycota; Saccharomycetes; Saccharomycetales; Saccharomycetaceae
Source: the annotation of a GenBank genome assembly